This is a messenger RNA of Cutaneotrichosporon oleaginosum, 1293 nucleotides long. RefSeq lists its product as uncharacterized. Gene Ontology annotation, molecular function: signaling receptor activity. Gene Ontology annotation, biological process: intracellular zinc ion homeostasis. Lineage: Eukaryota; Fungi; Basidiomycota; Tremellomycetes; Trichosporonales; Trichosporonaceae. Gene Ontology annotation, cellular component: membrane. The record is from RefSeq and is a predicted model, not a curated record.
CUGUCAUCUCUCACAUUCUCCUCCUCGUUCAUGACCAUGCGCACACGCUCUAAAAGGACCCAGCCGUCGCCCGUCUCCUCUGCACCCACCACCGAAUCCGAGAUGACUGAAACCAAGCCUCUUCUUAACGGCCGCAGGAACGGCGAGAUCAAGACGGACGGCCACCCGAACGGCAACGACGGCAAGGCGAGCAAGUGGGCCAAGCCUCAGCUUCUCAGCUACGCCGAGAGCCGUCGUCUUGUGCCGUGGGCCACUGACAAUGAGUUCAUCACGAGCGGGUACCGCCCGCAGCUCAUCAACCUCAGCUCCUGCCUCUACUCUGCGAUCGGCUACAUUCACAACGAAACUGUCAAUAUCCACUCUCACUCGAUCGGCGCCGCCUUCUGGGCCCUCAUGCUUCCGCUCCACCUCUUCCCCGCCCACUUCCCUACCCUUGGCGUCUUUCCCGCCGACCUCCCCUCCUCGACCAUCGCCAAAGCUUGUAUGGCCUGCUACUUUGUCUGCGCCGUCACCUGCCUCGGGCUGAGCUCAUGGUUCCACACCGUCUCCUGCUGCACGCGCGAAGUCUGCAACCUGGCCCAUUGCGGCGAUUACGUCGGCAUCGUUGUCCUCAUUGUCGGCUCCAUCCUCCCAGGCAUGUACUACGGCUUCCACGACCAGCCCCUUCUCCAGGGCCUUUACAUGACAGGCAUCACGGCGGCCGGCCUGACUUCCGCCUACAUCGUGCUGUCGCCGCACCACCGCAACCAUCGGUGGGACCGCACGCUCACGUUCAUCGCCCUCGGACUCUCCGCCGUCCUUCCCGUCGGCCAUGUCGUAGUCGCGCGCGGCCUCACCUACGCCCGCGAGAUGAUGGGCCUCUCAUACAUCGUCGCAGGCGGCGCGUCGUACAUCCUCGGCGCGGUGCUCUACGCCGCACGUAUUCCCGAGAGCCUUUACCCUGGCAAGUUCGACUACUUCGGCAGUAGCCAUCAGAUCUUCCACUGCUUCGUCCUGCUCGGCUCGUGGUUUCAGUUUGCCGCGCUGCGCUGGAUGCACGUCGGGCGUGUGAUGGCCGACAUGUAGUCUCGCGUGGUCUCCUUGCACCAUAGCGGACACGGGCGACGGGCCUGCCCGCAUCCCAGCAUUGUAGAGCUCCACUUUGUAGAGAGCUUCCAGCGCCGCACCGCCGCAUCACAUUCGUCUUCGACGAGGCGCGGCGUUACGGCCACUACGCUGUACUCAGCCACAUCUAGAUCGAUAGACGGUAGACGCUGAAAAGCGACUGAUGCAGUUCUGUCCUGCGUGGCGUUG